Messenger RNA from Trichomonas vaginalis G3, 267 nucleotides. RefSeq lists its product as uncharacterized. The record is from RefSeq and is a predicted model, not a curated record. The transcript has a single exon. NCBI's taxonomy places the organism in Eukaryota, Parabasalia, Trichomonadida, Trichomonadidae. The coding region runs from base 1 to 267 and encodes 88 amino acids.
AUGACUACUGCCAAAUCUAUAAGCAGAGAAUGGCUAUUUGAAGCUAAAAGAAGAAUAGAAGAAGGUGAAUCUUACAAAAGUGUGGGAAAGGAAGUUGAAUUGGAAAAUGGUAAAAUUAAAUUGAAUGUUGCCGAAAAUACAAUAAGAAGAGCAUUUCAACUUCAAGAAAUCGAAUUACCAAAAGUUAGUCGCGGCAGAAAACCAAAUCCACCAACAUUUGAGCAAAAACAAUUAAUUAAUUCUUGUGUUUCACAAUAUAAAGGAUGA